This is a messenger RNA of Sardina pilchardus (European sardine), 3097 nucleotides long. RefSeq lists its product as uncharacterized. The transcript has a single exon. The coding region runs from base 341 to 2749 and encodes 802 amino acids. Gene Ontology annotation, biological process: DNA integration. Gene Ontology annotation, molecular function: nucleic acid binding. The record is from RefSeq and is a predicted model, not a curated record. Lineage: Eukaryota; Metazoa; Chordata; Actinopteri; Clupeiformes; Clupeidae.
GGACAUAACAGUUAAGCUUGCAAUUAAAUCAGGAAGUACUCCAAAGUGCUUGAAAGCGAGACCUGUUCCCUAUGCUAUCAAACCCAAAGUUGAAGCUGAAUUAGAUAGAUUAGUGAAGAGUGGAGUGUUAGAGUCAGUGAGAACAUGUGAAUGGGCCACACCAAUCGUACCAGUCCUUAAAAAAGAUGGAUCUCUAAGAAUCUGCGGUGAUUUUAAAGUCACAGUGAACCCAGUGCUGGCUGCCGAACAGUACCCAUUACCCCUCAUUGAUGAUAUUUUUGCUGGUCUGGCUGGGGGACAAAAAUUCAGUAAGGUGGACUUAUGUCACGCUUAUUUACAGAUGCAUGUGGAUCAAGAAUCCCAAGGACUACUGACCAUUGUAACACAUAAAGGUCUGUACAGGUACCAGAGACUUCCGUUCGGAAUCACAUCUUCCCCUGCAUUGUUCCAAAGAGCAAUGGACCAAAUCUUGAGUGGGUUACCUGGGGUUCAGUGCUAUUUGGAUGAUUUGUUGAUCACUGGACCUGAUGAGCAGUCACACUUGAGAAACCUGGACGCAACACUGCAAAGACUGGAAGACUAUGGUCUUAGAGUAAAAAAAGAAAAGUGUGAAUUCUUCAGAUCCUCUGUCGAGUAUUUAGGCCAUGUUAUUGACAGUAAGGGACUGCAUAAGGCACCGUCAAAAGUAAAGGCCAUUGUGGAGGCGCCAUCACCGCAAAACGUGAGCCAGCUGAGAUCUUUCCUUGGCCUGCUGACUUACUAUGCAAAAUUUGUCCCCAACCUCGCCACAAAACUGAAUCCGCUGCACGAGCUGUUACACAAAACAAAGACUUGGGAGUGGACAGACAAAUGCGAGAAGGCUUUCAAAGACGUGAAGUGGGCUCUGUCUACAUCCAGCGCCCUCACUCAUUUUGACCCUAAAUUACCAAUUCAGUUGGCUUGUGAUGCCUCUCCAUACGGGGUGGGCGCAGUUGUGUCGCACAUUCUUCCAUCCGGGGAAGAGAGACCUAUAGCUUUUGCUUCGCGGACUUUAAGCCAGGCGGAAAGCCGGUAUGCACAAAUUGAGCGAGAAGCUCUCUCUCUAAUCUUCGGCGUCAAGAAAUUCCAUCAAUACCUUUUUGGCCGAAAAUUUACGUUAUUGACAGACCAUCGACCACUUACCUCUAUCUUUGGCCCCCAGACUGGCAUUCCAUCAUUAGCAGCCAGCCGCAUGCAGCGAUGGGCUCUGUUAUUGUCUGCUCACCAGUACGACAUUAAGUAUAGGAAAGCGAGUCAGCACGGUAAUGCAGAUGGGCUCUCUAGACUUCCUUUGCCCGUUGCCCACGUUGAGUCAACUCCAACUGACAUUUUUUACUUCAGAGAAGUGAUGGCUGCCCCUGUGACUUCUGGUCAUGUGAAAACGCACACUCGGACCGACCCAGUCCUCUCACAGGUUGUGGACAUAGUCACUAUGGGGAAGAAGGGAGUGUUGACACCAACUUUGCAGCCAUAUCUGGCACGGAGGAACGAGCUCUCAGUCCAAUCUGGAUGCCUAUUGUGGGGCUAUCGUGUCAUUAUUCCACCACCAUUAAGACCGAAAGUGCUGGACGAACUCCACUCAGGACACUGUGGUGUGGUGAGAAUGAAAGAAAUUGCGCGCAGCUAUUUCUGGUGGCCAGGCCUGGAUGCUGCCAUAGAGGAGAAGGCAAGGUCAUGUGCUGACUGUCAGAAAUGGAGAAAUCUUCCCCAGCUAGCCCCUGUGCAUCCUUGGGACUGGCCAGGAGACCCAUGGCACAGACUUCAUAUUGACUUUGCCGGGCCUGUGGAGAACCACAUGUUUUUAGUGGUAGUUGAUGCACACAGUAAAUGGCCAGAAGUGGUAGUGAUGAAGAAUACCUCGGCAGAAAGAACCAUUGAAGAACUUCGGUCUAUUUUCAGCCGUUUCGGAUUACCUCAGCAGCUUGUUAGCGAUAACGGCCCACAGCUAAUAUCUGAAGAGUUCAAGACAUUCAUGGAAGAGAAUGGCAUUCAGCACAUUAGAACGGCCCCGUAUCACCCAGCUACAAAUGGGCUUGCGGAAAGAUUCGUACAGACCCUGAAGCAAGCUCUCAAAUCAUCCCCGAAUACGCAAUCUCUUAACCGGCGCCUUAGUGCUUUCCUAUUGUCAUACCGAAAUACCCCUCAUGCCACCACCAAGGUAUCUCCUGCCUCAGCUCUUUUGAAUAGGCAGCUCCGCACCCGCCUGGAUCUCCUGAGGCCUAAACAGGCAAAUGAAAUUGUACACCAUAAACAAAGUGUUCAGGCAAAGAGCAGGUCUAAAGCGAGACUGCGGAGUUUCAGCGUUGGAGAUCAGGUUCUGGCCCGGAACUAUACCACCAAAGAGAAAUGGAGACGGGCAACUGUGGUGGCGAAAAGUGGUGCUGUGUCCUACACUGUUGAAACCAGCGAUCAUCGCAUCUGGAAGAGGCACAUAGAUCAACUGCUCUCCACGUCAGGUUCCAGUGAUGGCCAACUUCAGCCCACCUCCCGUGUUCCAGAGCUGGAUGAUCACGUGGAACCUCUUUCCCAAGCAGACGAACCUUCUGCUCUGAUUGCAGAGGGAGAUGCUGUUCCAGGUACACCUCCAUCAGUCCAGGUGUCUACUCAAGGCAUCACGUUACAUCCGUCGUGUCCCAUACCAGCCUUCUCCGGUGACACCGUGAGUGAUGUACCCCCUGAGCGCACUUAUCCCAAGAGAGUUAGACGCCCUCCAGAUAGACUCUCCUUGUAGUCUAGAGACUAACCCACUACGUUGGGGCAAAAUAAUCCCCAGGGUGUAGUCUGGGAAAUGAGGCAGUCUACCCUCUUUCCCUAGUUCAGGAAAAAGGUUCUGUAUGUCCCCCAAAUUGUUUAUGUGACAAAAGUUAAUAGCAUUUCUUAAUUGAAACAGUGAACUGUACUUUAAUAAGGAACUGAUUUGUAUUUGAUUUCUUUAUAAGUACUAUUAAUGUAAAGGGGGAGGGAAUUGUGGUAUAUUGGCUUUCUUAAGUUUGACCCUCUGGUGUUACCGUCACGCCCCCCUGUGGUAAUUCAUGCUUGUGUACAAUGCUGAUUCCUGGUUCGACAAUACAGUGACGCC